Molecule: messenger RNA, 1404 nt
Organism: Magnusiomyces paraingens
Lineage: Eukaryota; Fungi; Ascomycota; Dipodascomycetes; Dipodascales; Dipodascaceae
Exons: 1
Coding region: 1-1404 (467 amino acids)
Molecular function (GO): zinc ion binding; nucleic acid binding
Source: RefSeq, a predicted model, not a curated record
AUGUCUUUCUCAAAUGGAAUUGAUUUCCCCUUUUCAUAUCCAGACUUCUCUAGUGGUGCACAUUCAAGAGCUGAGAAUUAUCCUGGAUGGCCAUACUUGGACCCCCUAACAUGGGCCUCGAAAAAAGAUGUCAAUGAUUAUUAUAGAGUUGCACAUUAUUUCCGUCGUACAAACAUAUCAUUCCUCACCUAUUUCUUAAUAACCCAUCAUAUGAGUUCAGUCUGGAAUGGCGAUGGUGCUGUAAUCAUGGCUAUUUUUUCCGUUGAUGCGUACGGAGCUUGGGUUUGCAAGGAUGCAGAUAAGCCAAAUGUUCAGAAAAUUGUAUACGACCAUGUCUAUAAACUAUUCCAACUUGAAAAAUUCCCAGAUUAUGAGCUCAGGUAUACAAAGUCUUUAAGUAUAUUCCCCGUUCUACACAUCAAGCCACGAAAACCAGUUCCGCCUGCAAGGGAAUCACAACUGAAAAAACAUGUGCGUAAUAUUGGUGACAAUAGUGCUUUAAAGGAUAUCAGUAUUUACAUCAAACAUAAUGAACGGCUUUUCAAUAUUACAGUCAUUGCUGAGCAUGACUUGGAUGUACGUACAAAAGGACCUGUUGUAUCCUAUAUCAUGAACCACUUAAGCGAGGUUUAUAAACUAGAGGAGGUAUCAAAGCGACUAAAUCGAUUAUUUCCUAAAGAGUUUGAAGUCCGUAUUACCAUGCCUCCAAUCUUGAAAAAUGAUACAGAAUCAGCUGAACCCGUACGAGAAACUCAUGGUUAUACUGUACUGAUAGCCGUUUAUAUUCCUCACGAUUACAAGUUUGUCUCGAAAAAUAAAAAAAAACACAACUCUUCUAAAAUAUCAACAAAGGCAAUCAGCGCGAGUGAUACAAAGGAUAAAGAUACAAGCAAAAAUAACUCUUCAGUAUUAAAAAAGAGCUCGAAACUACCCGAAUCACGCUCAGUAGACGAAGUUAUUGAAGGCUGCUUUGAUUUAGUAGAUCCAGUCUUUAUCAAGGAUGCCAAAUCGUUAUCUUUAUACAACCGGCGAUCCAAGUAUAAGUAUCAACCUUUAGACGCCUCAGCAGGACAAAAGAAAAGGAAAAAUACAAAACCAAUGAUUUCCAAGUCGAAGGAAAAAAAAGAUCUUUCAGACACCAUACCUGAAUCCUACGAUGGGGGGAUUCCGCUCACAUGCUUGACUCCAGGGAAAAUUGUUUUGAAAAAGCAGGACCCGAGAGCGUUUACUAUGCAGGGAUUUAUAGCAAACAAACUCCCUCUUUGCUACUACUGUGGUGAUUUUGGGCAUUUAAAGAAAAAUUGCCACAAAAACCCGGACCGGACCGGCGAGGCUGGGAAAAAGAAAUGGAGACAGAAGCAGGAACAGAACUUAAAGGAGAAUGUAUUGGAUCGAAUUAAAUAA